[Torrubiella] hemipterigena is the source of this 2143-nucleotide messenger RNA. The record is from the annotation of a GenBank genome assembly. NCBI's taxonomy places the organism in Eukaryota, Fungi, Ascomycota, Sordariomycetes, Hypocreales, Clavicipitaceae.
GUGGUGGCUUGGAUUUGGGUGUGGAGGGAAAACAGGGCGCUCGCAUCGGAGGGCGCUGUGGGAGGCUGUCGCUAACCUCCAUAGCUAUUGGUAAUUAAUCGCCGAUAAAGGACCUAUGCCAUUGCUUAUGCAAUCAGGAUGGCUUCCAAUGGUGUUGCCUUCCCUGUCGGCCGCCGAUGGCCUACCUAGGGGAGUGCAGCUCAAGGUAUCUCGCACGGGGUGCAUUCGCGAUCGUAAAUCGAUUUGCUUCGCGCCACUAAGGCUUCGAUUGAAACUGACAAGAUCACACCAAGCCCGCUGAAUCCUCUCCUUAGCACACCAAUACACAUUCACACUCUAAGUUACGCAUCUCAUGGCGGAUGCACAUAGCGGCAGUCCAACAAUGGCAACAUCCAACUCGUCCUCCUCUGAGCAGGAGAAGCCACCAUCACAUCUCCAUGACCCGUCGUCUCUUGACGGUAACCAGUCGCCUAGCGAUGUAAUUAUAGAUGGUGGCCCUGUCGACGAAUACCCAAAGGGCUUCCGCCUCGUUCUUCUUGCUGGCGCGUCUAUCAUGGGUGUCUUUUUAAUAUCUCUAGAUCAGACCGUCGUCGGAACCGCGAUUCCCAAAAUCACCUCCGAGUUCAAUGGCCUCAAAGACGUAUCCUGGUACAGCGCGGCGUACUUCAUGACGUUUGGCGGCCUCGAGGCCUCUUGGGGCAAAGCCUUCAAAUACUUUGACAUCAAGUGGACGUUUAUCGCAUCCUUGGUCAUCUUCGAGAUUGGUAGUUUAAUCUGCGGCAUUGCACCGACUUCCGCUGCACUGAUUAUUGGGCGAGCCAUUGCCGGCGUGGGCGCUGCAGGCAUCUCGGUGGGCGGCACCAGCAUUGUCGCAUUCAGCGCGCCUCCUAAGAAACGGCCGAUUCUUAUGGGGUUCAUUGGUUUAACAUAUGGUCUGGCCUCGGUUCUAGGUCCUCUGAUUGGCGGCGCGUUUACGGAUCGCGUUACCUGGCGCUGGUGCUUCUACAUCAACCUGCCCAUUGGAGCGCUCGGCGCAGCCAUCGUCCUCAUCUUCUUCCACCUUCCAGCAGCAGCCAGGCCGCCACCAAUCAGCAUUUCGAAGAAACUUCUGCACCUGGACCCCGUCGGCAUUUGUCUCACAAUGGCAGCCAUCAUCUGCUUUGUGCUGGGCCUUCAGUACGGUGGCACCCUGUAUCCCUGGAAGAGCAAGGAGGUUAUAGGUCUAUUGGUCGGCUUUGGUCUUCUCAUCAUUGCCCUAAUCCUGUGGUCUCUCUGGAUGGGCGAAUAUGCCAUGAUGAUUCCCCGGCUCUUCAAAAAGCGGGAACUCUGGAGUGUCUGCCCGUAUCAGUUCUUUUUCCUCGGCGAUCUUCUCCUGCUCCUCUACUAUCUUCCUAUAUACUUUCAGUCUAUCAAGGGUGCGACCCCUAUCGAAUCUGGCAUCAACAAUCUACCAAUCGUUAUAGCUGUCGCCAUCUUCUGCGUCCUAGGUGGCCUCUUUGUAGCCAAGACUGGAUAUCCAACGCCCCCCAUGUUUUUCGGCGGCUUGAUUGGCACGAUUACCUGCGGCUUAUUCUAUACGCUCGAUAUAGACACUGAACCUGCCAAGUGGAUUGGCUACCAAAUUCUCGCAGGAUCCGUCAUUGCCUUUUCCGUCCAAAAUGGACUGAAUAUUGUGCAAUCCAGCGUGGACGCUGAAGAUCUUCCAGCCGUGACAGCUUGUCUCUACUUCUUCCAGACAGUAGGUGGUGCCUUUACCAUUUCUUCUGCUCAAGCGGCCUUUGUCAACCAGAUGCUUUCCAAGCUUGCAGAGUCCGCCCCCGGUGUCCCUGGCCAAAAGGUCAUUGACACAGGCGCCUCGGACCUCCGAAAUGUAUUUUCUGCUGAAGAAUUACCCGGUGUCAUUAUCGCGUACAUGCACGGACUCAAGGCGGCCUUUGCCGUCUCCAUUGCUUUCUGUUUCAUUGCCUUUGCAGCUACUUGGUUUACCCCCUGGAGACGACUUGCGACGCAUGCGCCGGCCGCGGAGGACGGCGAUGAAAGAGGUGAAAAAAGAACAGUCAUUAUGCCGAUGUAAAUUGAGUGGCAUUGCUUGUGGGUUAUACUUAUUAGUUGCUAUAUCAGUGAGAUAGUAAUAAGAUUGGAA